Molecule: messenger RNA, 11530 nt
Organism: Myxocyprinus asiaticus (Chinese sucker)
Lineage: Eukaryota; Metazoa; Chordata; Actinopteri; Cypriniformes; Catostomidae
Product: homeobox protein cut-like 1
Exons: 25
Coding region: 1393-5871 (1492 amino acids)
Biological process (GO): regulation of DNA-templated transcription
Molecular function (GO): DNA-binding transcription factor activity, RNA polymerase II-specific; DNA binding
Source: RefSeq, a predicted model, not a curated record
AUGAACACAAUUCACAAGAAAACAUAAUUUAGUAUUAAUUGUAUAAUUAUAAUAUUGCUUAUUACAUUAGUAAUUAAUUAAAUAAAAAUGACAUAUACAUUUAUUACUUAUUAUUAUAUGUAUUAUAUAUUAACAUAUUAUACAUAUGAAUAUAUUAAAUUUAUAAACAUGGUUAAUUAAAUAUUUCAUUAAAAUUCUUACCUGAACGUACUAUUUUAAGUUAUGCAAAUUACAAUGAUAACUUAUAUUAAAUAUUACAUACAUAAUAUGCAAUAUAACAUUUUGCUCCAUAUACAUAACAUAUAUUAUAAACGUAAACACAUUCGAAUCAACAAUACAUAAACAGCUAAAUAGUGAUAGGUUAUCAUCACUAAUUGUGACAGUUAAUACGAUUAAAUUGGCUCAACACGUCACUGUACUGUGUAAGCCUGAACAAUGAUGUGAGACAAUAUUACACAAACCCGAUAGAGGGCGCUCCUCUCUCUCAAGUUCAAGUUCAAAAGCAGUAUUUAUGAUUCAUCAGGAAUCGACCGGUUUAUGUUAUAACAUCAAAUCAUCCAGUGCCACCAUCUUAAAUACCGUCCAUUACCGUCUAAAAUAUACAUAAUUCAAUAUUUACACUGUGAUCAGUUAUGUUUGAUCUAGUUUAAUUAAGGUUGUCGCUCUCUCUAUCCAGAUAUUUCACGCAAGAAUGCCCAUAAAAUCAAUAAUAAUAGAUGUAUUGGUUUUAUAAUACAAGUAGAUGGUAGCUAAGCAUGCAAACAACCAAUAGCAUAACAUUGUAACAAAGGAGGACACAGCUAAUUUAUCAAAAUACCCAAUGCAAUUUCGAAAGGACAAAAAUCAAUCCAUUCUGAAAUCAAUAUAUCAGGUGGACGAAUAUAACAACAGAACAGAGGGUUAAUCAUCUGACCAUGACAAAAAUAAAAAGACUCAAGCUUAUACGUCGCGUUUGUGUUACUCGCCGUAUCCGAUCCGUGUCUCGCACCGCGCGACGGAUCACGCAAUAAUAUCUAUAGUGAUGAAAAAUCAAUAAACGUAAACACUUCUCUCAUAACGGAUGAAAACGUAUCCAACAUCCCCCUCCCCGUUCCUGCGCCAUAGGGAGCUCGAUUAGAAACUCGGAAACUCCAUCCCGCGUUUUCUGACUUGUAUUGAGGAUGCCACCUUGCUCUCAAUAAUUUUUUUCAGAAGCCCUAUUCAAUAUAUCGCAGGUUGGCGUUCGAUAACUCCGUUCCGCGCGCGCUCGCGCUGUUCGAUCGGCUCCGCUCCGUGUUUUGCGCGCGCUCCCCCGCCUCUCUCUCUUUCUCUCGCGCGCUCUGACAGAACUGAACUCCAGCCCCUCUCGCGCUCUCUCUAUCAGCCUUUCAUUCCGUCUCAAUAUGUCUCAAGAUGGCGGCCAAUGCGGGAUCGAUGUUUCAAUAUUGGAAACGCUUUGAUUUGCAGCAGCUCCAGAAAGAACUGGAUGCCACCGCCACAGCCCUGGCCAACAGACAGGAUGAAAGUGAGCAGUCCAGGAAAAAACUCAUCGACCAAAGCCGCGAGUUCAAGAAGAAUACUCCAGAGGAUUUGCGUAAACAGAUAGCUCCUUUGCUCAAGGGCUUCCAAUCUGAGGUUGACGCCUUGAAUAAAAGAAGUAAAGAAUCAGAGGCUGCUUUCCUCAACGUGUACAAGAGAUUAAUCGAUGUCCCAGAUCCUGUCUCAGCUCUGGAGGCAGCUCAGCAGCUCCAGGUGACUGUACGGAAGAUGCAUGACUUAGAGACAGAAAAUCAGAGGCUCAAAGACACACUACAAGAGUACGAACGUGAGAUCGCAGAGGUUAAAAACCAAGAAGUUACUAUUAAAGCACUUAAAGAGAAGCUGGAGCAGUAUGAGCGUUCUCUGCAGGCCAAGAACACAGAGGAACCUCCUGAUCAGGACCAGGACGGAACAGAAAGAGAGGAGAGAGACAACAAAGGGGAAAAUCUUCCUAACAACUAUGCAGACAAGGAGAGUCAGCCACAGCAGAGCCAGGAUAGCAGGACAGAGGACUUGGACAUGAAAACGCAGGUCUUACAAACAGCACUUGAAACAACUCAGGCAGAACUCCACGAACUGAAGACAAAAUAUGAUGAAGAAUCCACAGCAAAGGCCAAUGAGAUUGAAGCGGUGAUGACAGAUUUGGAACAAGCCAAUCAGAGGGCUGAGGCAGCAGAGCGGGAGGCGGUGAGUCUGAGAGAGCAGCUUACUUCAGCCAGCAAGUCCCCUCAACCAUCCAAUCAGAUCCAGAAAACACCGGAUACGGAGAAGUCUCUGGAGGCAGAACUGGGUGUGAAGGAGAGAGAGGUGGAGCGCUUGGCCGAAGACGUUCAGAAACUCCAGGCUAGUCUGGCUCAGCUCAGCGAGACCUCCACCAAUCAGAUCAGCCAGCUCGAGCAGCAGCUUAGCUCCAAAGAAGCCCUGCUAAAGCAACUUGAAGAAAAGCUUCAAGAUCAGUCAGACUAUGAAGAGAUCAAACGGGAACUCGGCACCCUGAAAUCUGUGGAGCACAAUUCGUCAGACCACUCUUCAGUACAGGACUCUUCCAAGCCGUUAGAGAUGUUGCUGAUGGGGAAAGACUACAGCCAGCUGUCAGACAGCGCUUUUAAACGACUGGCCAAUAGUGACUUCAGUGGAGCAUUGGGGCGGAAAAGUAAAGAAACCAGUGAGGAAAACCCUCAGCGUCUUCCUGCCACUCCGGUCCCCACCAUGCUCCAGGGGUCUCCUCCUCCCCCCUCCCCUCAGCUGCUGAUGAGGACGGGCACCGCUACCUCCGAAUCUGCUGCCAGUGCCAACGGUACCCACCCCUUCUCUCCCACAGGCAUUGGGCCAGACUUCUUCACCCCGGGCAUGGCCAGCGUGGGUGCCACGUUCCCCCCGCUGGCUGGAAAAAUGGCACUCAACUCCCUACUACAGAGGCAGCUCAUGCAAACCAUCUACACCAAAGCCCUUCAAGACCCCUCUCCCAGUUCCGUGCUGUUCGGGCCGCCCCAUUACGCUACAACCAACUCUCUCUCCAGCCCCCUACCGCCUCAGUCAGCGGGCAGCCCGGAGGUCAACGGUAUGGCGCCUUCUCCCAGCCAAUCGGAGGGCGCGGGCAGCACAUCGGAAGGCGAGGAAAUGGACACGGCAGAGAUUGCCCGACAGGUCAAGGAACAACUGAUCAAACAUAACAUUGGCCAGCGUGUGUUCGGUCAUUACGUCCUGGGUCUGUCUCAAGGCUCAGUUAGUGAGAUUCUAGCUCGGCCCAAACCCUGGAGCAAACUAACCAUCCGCGGCAAAGAGCCCUUUCAUAAGAUGAAACACUUCCUUUCUGAUGAGCAGAACAUCUUGGCACUGAGGAGCAUCCAGGGCAGACAGAGAGAAAACCCAGGCCAGAACCUGAACAGAGUGUUUCAGGAUGUUCCGAAGCGAAGAACCGGCUCGGAAGGCUCCACACGGCCAGGUAACAUCACCACACGCAUCCGCACAUCUGAGACCGGCUCCGAUGAGGCCAUUAAGUCCAUCUUGGAGCAGGCUAAGAGAGAGUUACAAGUUCAGAAAGCAGACGGCGUGGGGGAGAGGCAACGACGAUCAGGUUACCACAGAGGGUCGGGCAGCUAUUUCCAAAUAUAUGCACACAGUCUAAGACUUGUUGAAAGUUCUCAGCCUCCAUCCUCCUCCAGCAACUCCGAUGAGAACAUUCGCUCCAUUCUUGAGCAGGCUCGGAGAGAGAUGGAGGCCCAGCAGGUUUCCCUGGAGCCCGUACUGAAGGCCAGCUCCAUGGCCCCGACCGAUCUCUCACUCCUGGGCUCCAAGCUCUUGGGUUCCCCGCUCUCUACCUUGCCCUACACACCUAUUGCUCAGUCUCUGAAGAAGCCCUCCACUUCCCCUCUCCUGGACUUCCACACUGGGGUGAAGAAGGAGAUAGGUGAGGUGGCCGUGUCAGAGAUUGGGCUGGAUGGAGGGGUCAAGCUUGGUCGUCUCUCUGAGAGCGGAGGAGGUGUAGGUUUAGGUUCUUGGAGGGAGCACUGGUGGAGCUCUGGUCUCUCUGAACGUCGUGGAACCAUGCAGCCCACUGUAAGCGAAGAUGCCCACAGUCAAGAGGAUAGCAAGGAGAAGCUCCCUCGGCUGGGCAGCACUGCGCCCAUGGCUCCUGCCUCGUCUCUGGAUUACUGGAAGGACUGGCCCAGCUCAGAGUCGCCAUACUCCCAGAGCUCAGAGUUCAGUCUACAAAUGCCCAGUGGCAGCGAGACCCCUCAGAGCAGCCCACUGCCCUCUUCCUCACCUUUAAUGUCCCUCCCCAAAGUUGUCAAACCUGUGGUGCCCCCGCUCACACCCGAGCAGUACGAGUACUACAUGUACCAAGAAGUGGACACUGUGGAUCUCACGCAGCAGGUCAAAGACAAGCUGGCCAAGAAUGGCAUCUGCCAGCGGAUCUUUGGAGAGAAGGUGCUUGGCCUCUCUCAGGGGAGUGUAAGCGACAUGCUCUCUCGGCCAAAGCACUGGAGCAAACUCACGCAAAAAGGAAGAGAGCCGUUUAUACGCAUGCAGUUAUGGCUGAACGGAGAGCUGGGUCAGGCACUGCUGCCUAUGCCUGGACAAACACAAGAGAUUACUCCAAAGACCUCAGCCAGCUGCAGUCCUGCCCCAGAAUCCCCUCUCAGUUCGGCCGAGGAGUCUGUUAAAAGCCAGCAGGAGGAGCAGAUGUGCCGAGCGUCUAUCCAGGAGCCAAGUGAGACUUCCGAGUCGCAGCCCGGCACGCCUCUACCGUUACCUGUGCCAGGACAUUCGGGCCUCAGCAUUCAAGAAAUGGUGGCCAUGUCUCCCGAGCUGGACACCUACGCCAUCACCAAGAAAGUCAAAGAAGUUCUCACAGAUAACAACCUUGGUCAGCGUCUGUUCGGGGAGAGCAUCCUUGGUUUAACGCAGGGCUCCGUGUCUGAUCUGCUGGCCCGGCCCAAACCCUGGCACAAGCUCAGCCUGAAGGGCCGAGAGCCAUUUGUGAGGAUGCAGCUCUGGCUCAGCGACCCACGGAACGUGGAGAAACUCAUGGACAUGAAACGGUUGGAAAAGAAAGCUUACAUGAAGAGGCGCCACAGCUCCAUUGGUGAGAGUCAUUCACUGGAGAGCACUCUGUCAGGAAGUGACCUCACUCAAGGAGCCAGUCCCCAGCACCUCUCCCAACCACAGCAGCAGCCGCAACAGCCUCAUCUGAAGAAGCCCCGUGUGGUUCUUGCUCCAGAAGAGAAGGAGGCUUUGAAGAGAGCCUAUCAGCAGAAGCCUUACCCCUCUCCUAAAACCAUCGAGGAGUUAGCGAGCCAGCUCAACCUUAAAACCAGCACUGUCAUCAACUGGUUCCACAACUACAGGUAUCAUGAGGGUCUAGAAUGGUCUAGAUCAACGGUUCUCAACUGGUCUCGUAUCCGGCGAGAGCUUUUUAUCGAGGAGAUCCAGGCGGCGGCUGGAGAAGGUGGAUCCCCCUCAACACGACCCGGAGGGAAGUCCGGUGGCGAGGGAGAAAACAGCUGCGACGGCACGGAAUCCGACAGCACCGCGGAAGGCCGACCGAGUGGCUCCUCCGGCUCAGACGAGCGCAAGGGCCUCUUAGAGAGCCCUGGCUUCAGCCAUAGAGAGGAAGAGGGAGAGGAAGAGUUCCCCAGCGCCUCGGGCACCAGCAGGCCAAGAGCCGGUAUAGUAGACAGCCUAUUCGGCAUUCCCGAGUCCAUAUCAGUGACAUCCGCCACCGUAACCCCUUUGCGAAACCCCAAGGACAACAGUCUGCGCAAGAAAAAAGCAGCCAACCUCAACAACAUCAUCCACCGGCUGGAGAAAGCAGCAAAUCGCGAUGAACCUCACGAAUGGGAGUUCUAGAAGGCUUUGGUGUUUUUUUUAUUUUCACUAUGUCCCUCACUGAGCUUAGCUGGCCAAGCCUGGUGCACACACACCACAGGUGAACCCAAGUGUUUUCCAUUUGCUGUUUAGAAGUGGGCUAUCAUGGAAAAGAUGAGAAAAGAAAAAAGAAAACGAGUUUUAGCCUGGUUUUUUGUUUUUGUGAAGCACUUAAAAGCCCUGCUGGCCACAGGGCUGUAACACCAUUGGCUAAUGGUGAAGACACAAAACUGAAAAGCACAGGAGAGGGAGCAUUCCCGCAAAAUAUUCAAGACUGGCGACAGUCACAAAAAAACAAAAAAAAAACUCUAUAUAAAUAUUUACACACACACACACACUAUAUCACAUUGUCUCUAUUUCUAAUAGAGGCGUUCUCACCAACAAGCUGAAUAACUGUUACAAUAAUUUAUCAGUUCUCAAGACUUUUGGGAGUUUCCUCUUUUGUAUCACGUAUGCUUCAGCCUGUCAGCAGAGACUAGUUCAAACCGGUUUCAAGUCAAACAUUUUAAAGCAAGUGUUGGCUGAAGGAACACGGACGAACCGUCCCACACGCCUCUCCCUCCCUACCCCAAGAGGAGGCCAUCCAAUGGCUAUGCAACUCUAGUACGCAAUGGAUUCCACUGUAAUGGAACCAGCAUUAUUUUCACACUUCGGAAACUUCUCUUAGGAGAGAAGAAAAUCCUUUUUAUAGCAAUUAAGUUGCCACCAAGAGAUUGCACAGUCAGUUGACUCUAAACAGCACUCAUUUUGAAUUUACACACCUUUUGGUGAGCCAAUGGCCUAAACGAAAAAAAAAAAAAAACAGAACAAAAACACGUCACAAUAUUUGUCAGAAAUCUUCAUAAUUAAGAGUCCAAGUAAUCACACACAAUUCAUAUUAACUACUGUUGUAAGGUCGACAAAAUGGUCAUAAUGGGAGAGAGGAGAAAUUUCAUAAGAGCUUACUUGAUGGCUAAAGUGAUAGCGACGCGUCAAUUUUUAUCAUUAUUUAGGUCUCUUGUAAGGGUAGCGUUUGUUUGUUUUUCCAUAGCUUUAAUCUCCUCCUUGGCUUACGUUUUUAAGCUCGUUGGAGGUCUUGUUUAAUAAACUUCAUUUUAGGCCAAAACAAAGACUGAAAUAGUGAAGAAAAAAGGAUUUGUACAGUACUUUGAGUAAAUAUUCCUGACAAGAUAUUUUUUAAAGAGAAUGAGCAAGCCUGAUUUUUAUCCUCUUAUAAUAGUACCAUACAUCAGAGACCUCUAACCACAUUGGGCGGUUUGGCCCAUAGAAUUUAAAUUCUAAUCCAAUAUCUAUGGUGUUAUAAGUUCUAAUUCUAUGGUGUGGCCGUUGGCCACUGCACUGCACCAGGGUACCGGACGCUGAGUGUGCAGGAAAACCAACCUACCCCUCGCACUAGUGCAAACUCUAAACUUCAGGUUUUUCACCAGCUUCUCCAUUCACUGUUCACCCGCCCCAUAACAAGCUUUUCAUGGUAUCCUGAACAAAUCUCGUCCCUCGACAUUUAUCCUCCUAAUGACUGGGAAAAAAUGACCAAUUUCAUGUUACACCUUGAGCAAAAUGGAAAUAUUUGGUAAUUGUUGUUUUUUUUUUUCCUUUGCUUUACAUAACGGAGGACUCUGAGACUUUUUAAUGCAUACUUCUUGUGAUCAUUUAUGGGGCUGUUCAAACCAAGCGCAUUCUUGUGUUAAAAAAAAAAAGAGCAAGACCCAGCAUAACAAAUGUAAACGAAUUCAGGUGUCUCGAAACUUUUAAAUUGACAUGACACUGAAAAAAUUAACGCGAGACAAAGCAAUGGUCAAAGACGUCCGUUUAGCGGAUGUUUAAAGGUGCUGUACGUGAUUUUAGCUGUUCUACUUCAUGAGACUGAGCCGCUGAUUUAGCCAUGCCCCCUCUUUCAAAGAUACCAUUGAGACCGACACCGAAGAGAAUAGCAGCAUUAGUUCGUGUUCCCACAGUUUUCAAACACAACAGUAGCAACAUAGCACCCUCAAUUGAUUAUGAAUCUGAAUAUGGCAUUACGCCUCAAUGGUCCACUUCAACUACAACUAUACAACUAUAGCCAUUUUUCAAUUAUCGAGCCAGGGCUAUCAACUGGCCAGCUGGGGCCAAUAACCUUGGACCUCGAGCCGCGAGACCAAAAUCGAUCUGUAUUCCCACCAUCAGGCCAAUAGAUCCGAAGCAAACCCGGCCUUAACAUGCCGGCCCGGAAGUGACAGCGGAACACAACUGGCCCUGGCAUCAGAGGCGUAUUAAUGCAUGGGUUUACACGUUGCUGAAGCCCAGGGGCCCCAGCUCGUGGCAUCCGCCACCCCAUUUUACCGUAUCCAUGUUAUUGAGACAGUGCACAACCGUGAAAGGAGUCCGUAUAGUGCAUGUUCAAUGCACAGCAGUUCCACCAACACCAGCAACCGCGGACACAUUUUUGUUAGCUGUUUACAAAGCCAAGUGCUGUCACAGAGAACGGUGAGAUAUCUCAGGACACUUAUUUCAGUGAUAUCUUUCGCCAUUCCUUAAGAAAUCGCUUACAGCACCUUUAAAUAGAAGUACAGCGUAGAAGGACACAAAAACGCUUUGUGUGUGAACGACCCCAAACACAUAUGAUAAAACAUGUAGAUUGUAAAUGAAAAGCUCAACAUUUAACAUUAGUACCUAGAGGUGAAUCUGAAGUAGUAAACACACGAAGACCUGCCAUCACAUACGUCAGAGGACACAACAAAUUCUUGCAUUUAACCCAGCUGUCCACACCUCUGUUGAAACGUUUUUUCUCUCCCGACACCUUUCGAAAUCUGCUCACCUUUCACCUUUGUAUGCAGAUGAUUUUGUGACGCGUGCUUCUGAGAGAAACCGCAAAUGGCGGUGACAUGCACGUCUGUGUACAAACCAGUGUGUGAGGGUGUUUGUGUGUGUGUGUGUGUGUGUGAUUGUUGACAAGAGCGAAAUAUAUUUGUAUAUUACUACUACUGCUUGCCACAGGCAGUGCAAGCAAACACCUCCUCACGUCCCUAAGCUAUUUAGCAGUCCUGCAUCAUAUCACAUAGUACAUUUUAAGUUGUUUUUAUUUACACGCAUAAGAAAACUAAUGGUAGUUUUUUUUGUUUUUGUUUGUUUGUUGGUUGGUGUGGUUUGCUUAUUUAUAGAUGCUGUCUUUUACAUAUUGAUGUCUUAUAUUAUUAUACGUGUUCUUUUUUUGUAAUGGAAGGGACUAUAAAAGGUCAGGUUACAUAUUUUUAGACUAAUAGACUGCCGGCAGUAUUGGAUUACACUUAAAUGAUGUACUUUUGAUACAUGUCUAUUGAUUAAUUCUGAAGAUUAUCAUUUUGAUUAUUUUUUUUUUCAUAUAUUUUACUCUGUCAGUGAGCUGGAUGAACACAGUUACUACGUUGACAAAGGAAGCAGAACUAAAUGUAUUGCAUUAAUGAUUUUAAGUAGUAAGCAUUUAGACGUUUUAACACGAGAAAUCUUUAAAGAUGACAAUUCAUGAUGAAUUGUGUUUGGCUAUUUUCUCUCUACAGUUAAUGCUCUUGAAUUGGGUUCUCAGGUAAAUAACCUGCGAGCGAUCUGAGAUUACAUUUAUAAUCGCAAUCAAGCUUUGUUGCUACAAUGAGCCAGUGAACAACUGGUAGUUAACGUCACUGUCGCUUUGAGCUGCACCUUGAGGAAUUCAAUUUUUUUUUUUUUUUUAAGGAAUGAAAUUCACUUGAUGUUGUUUGGUAAUCUUGCAUUUGAAUUUUACGCCGGUGAAUCUUGGAGAACAAUGUCGGCUUAAAACUGCCUUUUGGCCUUUUUUAUGCGUGCCAAUGAAUGAUUGAUAUAAAUCAAAUUUUUCUCUUUUAGAGCUAAAAAGAAAAAGCACAGAUACCAAUGUUUUUAUCGAAAUAUACAAAUAUGUUUAAGCCUGUGACUGUUUCUCUAACUUUCUCUCCACGUCUAACAUUGGAGUGCCUUCACUGAAAACUGUUCGCCACUAAUCAUUGUCUUUUUCCAUUCCAAAUAAGUGUUUUAAACAGAUUGGAAAUAUUGUGCGUCAGAUCAUACCACCUUUGAGCAAUUUUUGCCAGCAAAUUAAUAAUAAUAAGGUCUCAUCUAGUCUCAGGUCAUACUAUUCUGUAAUUAUUAGGGUGUGUGUAUUGUUUUAUCAAAGAGAAAACAGCUGUCCCAGGAUUCAGGCUUGGUUAUUAUUACCAAAGUUUUUACAAUGGAAGUUUUGAUUGGUUAAAUUGUAGAAAUAACGCCACAUUUUUGUCCCAGAUGUCAUUUUAAUCAUGUCUAGGCAUUCGAUUUUUCUUUUACCAUUUUGUCAUAUUUUAACAGUAAGUUUCCCACUGGAAAUUCACAGAUGGAUUAGGUAUGUUGAAAUGAGUUGUGGAAUAUACUGUAGUGUGGACCAAAUUGUCAAAACAGACAAAUCAAGUUGAAUAUAACCAUAUGAUUUCAUUUGAAUAUACAAAAAAAAAAAAAAAAAAAAAAACUUAGUUGCACAUUCAAAUCUGGUCUGUUAAGAAUGCUUUAUACAGUAUGUCUGUCACAUUCUCAUCAAAACGUAACAUUUUUGUCGAUAUCAUGGCAUGAAACUCUUAGAACACUUACAAAUCUCAAUUCAGAUGUCCAGCACUUUGCUCUGCUUCUUUUUGCAAAUAUUUUUCUAUGGAAAGUAUUGCAGAUUAUCUAAACACAUCAACAUACAACUGCACAGAAAGCACGUUUAUAUGAUUUCUAAGAAAAAGAAAAAAAAAAGAAAAAAGAAAAACAAACAAAAAAAAGUUCAUCAUUAUUGAUAUUAUAUUGGUAGUCACGAGUAGCAUUAAUGUAGAUAUUUGUCCGUAGCUUAGUUCAGUAGUGAUGUCAUAAUUGUUACCUCGUUUAUUCCCUCACAUUUACAUCACUUCCUGAGACAGUAUGUUCUUUCUUCACCUGAGACAGUAUGUUCUGAACAGCCUCAGUUUGUUUCAAUGUAUCCCAGAUGGAGAUUUUUAUUUUUCUUCAAAGUUGUGUAAUUGUGUUACAUUUGAAGCAAACACGUUGAUUAUACAUCUGUCAAGUCGUUCUCAGCAAGAGCAACACUUUAUAACAAAAGUUAUCACGGCUUAUAUUGACCAACAAUCUAUGGAAAUGGGGUUCUCUCGGUUAUGACAUUCAGAUCUCUCUCCAUUGUGCUCUUGUUUGCUGUAUAAGGGUAAUGAGCCUUGUAUAUCGAAAUAUGACAGGCAGCUCCCAUCACAAGUUGGUAUCCUAUAGAUUCUCCGUAGGCCUCUCAAAGCUCAGGUAGAAACUCGGUUUAGCACAGUCCUUUUGUCCAUUAGUUUGUUGGUGACACUUUCCCCCUUACACCUGCUAAUGACAGUUGUAUGUUUUAUUUUUGUAUGUGUCAUGGUUUUGAACCACAAGGUGGAGCUGAAUCCUCCAUUACUGAAUAAAGACUCUUCCACUUUUUUCUCUUGAUAUGUAUUUAGUUUGGUUGUUUUUUCCUUUGUGUAUCAUCAUGGAGUCUUGUAUUCUGUUCCCAGCGCUGUUACAGUUCUAAUCAAAAAUGAAAAAAAAAAAAAAAAAAAGCAAUAUCACUGUUUGAAAUUCAUUAUUAUUAUUAUUCCUCAUUACCACCAUAGGUGUAUUAACUGAAGUAAAUAUCUUUUGUACAAACACA